AUGAGCUCACUCAAACGAAAGGAUGCCCCCGGGGGUACUCCUCCAUCCAAGUCCGCCAAGUCCAACAAGGCCUCGCGGCCCUCGAAGCGCGACACUCCCACCAAGGACCGCAAGGAGAAGAAGUCGGAGGAAGACGCACCCGCACCCAGGGCCCCGACGGUCUCCCGACUUCUCAAGGAUGAAGAGCCUCUGUUUCCUCGUGGCGGCGGCAGCGUCCUGACGCCUCUCGAGCAAAAGCAAAUCACAAUGGAGGCCAAGGCAGAUGCUGCCAAAGAACAGGCCGAGUUCGAUGUCAACGAAAAGAGCAAGGCGAAGAAGGAGAAGAGGCGCAAGGCGAAAGAGACUAAGGAUACAACAAAACCUACCCGUGACGAGGACGCUGUCAAGAUCGAGGGUUUGAACUUCAAGCGACUGGUCAAAGGCUCCUUGGUUCUGGGUCAGAUCAGCCACAUCGACCCCGUUCAACUCACAGUCGCGCUGCCGAACAACCUGACGGGACACGUCUCGAUUGCCUCGAUAUCCGAUACCAUCAACUCGAAAUUGGAGGGCGCCAUGGAAACCUCCGACAACGAGAGCGAGGACGAAGACGAGGAGGACGACGUCGACCUGAAAUCCAUGUUCAAGGUCGGUCAGUACGUCCGCGCAUACGUUCUUUCGACAUCCGACGAUGCGGCUGUCGGCAAGGCCAAGCGACGCAUCGAGCUUUCUUUGAGACCGGUGGACACCAACACUGGUGUUUCAAGCGACGAUGUCGUGGCGAACAUCACCCUCAUGGCGUCUAUCUCCAGUGUGCAGGACCACGGUUACGAGAUGGAUCUGGGCAUCAAGGGAGAUCUGAAGGGUUUCCUUUCCAAGAAGGAGGUCGCACCUGAUAUGGACGAGGCUAGUCUCAGACCCGGCGCCGUCUGCCUUUGCGUGGUCAAGAGCGUCACCGGUAUCGUCGUCCAGCUUUCGACCGACCCUCAGAAGCUUAGCAACACCUCCAACGUUGCCUCGAAUGCGCCGACAAUCAACUCUUUCCAGCCUGGAUCCCUUGCCGAUGUCCUUCUUACCGAAGUCACCAAGAGAGGCCUCCAGGGCAAGCUCCUCGGCCACCUGCCGGUAACUGCCGAUCUGAUUCACUCUGGCGUCGGCCCCGACGGAGUCGACCUCGACGCCAAGUACAAGGUUGGUGCCCGCAUCAAGGCACGCAUUAUCUGCAACUUCCCAGCUGCGAGGGAACCCAAGCUGGGUAUCUCACUGCUGCCGCACGUCAUCAAGUUGGAGUCGAAGGCAUCAGGCAAGGGCAGCAGAGCCAAGGCGCCCCUCGAUGCUCUUCCUAUUGCUUCAUUCGUCGAGACAUGCACCGUUCGCCAGGUGGAGCCAGAGAUUGGUCUCUACGUCGAUACCGGCGUUGCCAACGUCUCCGGCUUCGUUCACAUCUCUCGCGUCAAGGAUGGCAAGGUGGAUGCUCUGUACGAGUCCAGUGGACCCUUCAAGGUCGGCACAACCCACCGUGGCAGAGUCGUUGGUUACAGCCCCUUGGACGGCAUGUUCCUUCUGUCGUUCGAGAAGUCCGUCCUGGAUCAGGCCUUCAUCCGUCUCGAGGAUGUCCCUAUCGGCGAGGUUGUCUCUGGAAAGAUUGACAAGAUGAUCGUCGGCGGAAACGGAGUCAGCGGCUUGAUUGUUAAGCUGGCGGAAAACAUCACUGGAUUCGUCCAUGAAUCGCAUUUGGCUGAUGUCAAACUUCAACACCCCGAGAAGAAGUUUAGGGAGGGAAUGACAGUCAAGGCACGUGUCCUCUCCGUAAGAUUGCGAAAGCACCAGCUUCGCCUUACGUUGAAGAAGACUCUUGUCAACUCGGAUUCGGCCAUCAUCAAGAACUACGAGGAUGUCGAGGUUGGCAUGCAAACUCCCGGUACGAUUACGUCCGUCAGUGAUGACGGUGCUCGCCUCGAGUUCUUCGGCGAUGUCAGAGGUUUCCUCCCUCUCUCGCAGAUGAGCGAGGCCUACAUCAAGGACCCCAAGGAGCACUUCCGUACCGGCCAGGUUGUCAGUGUUCACGUCUUGAGUGUGGUGCCCGAGGACCGCAAACUGGUGGUUUCCUGCAAGGACCCCUCCGCUUUCGGUCUUGAUAAACAAGAGGCCCUGAAGUCGCUGAAGGUCGGCGACCUCGUCUCUGCCAAGGUUUCUCAGAAGACCGAGGAUGAGGUCUUCGUGGACCUGGAAGAGAGCGGCCUCAAGGCCAUUCUCCGUGUGGGACACCUCAGCGACAAGUCUGCGAGCAAGACGCAGGCUGCUCUGAAGCGCAUUCACGUUGGCCAGACCUUGACGGAUCUCAUGGUUCUCGACAAGAACGAGCGCCGCCGUGCCGUUAUCCUGACUCAAAAGCCUAGCUUCAUCGAGGCAAGCAAGAAUGGAAAGCUCUUGUCCAACGCUGAUGAUGUUACUAUUGGCGCUGUCGUCCCGGCCUAUGUGAGGGAAAUCGGCCCUCAUGCCGUCUACGUUCAAUUCGGCGGUAACCUCACCGCCAUUCUGCCCAAACCGAAGCUCGCCAAGGAUGUCCAGGAGAAGGAGGCUUUUGGAAUGCGCAAGCACCAGUCCAUCGAGGUCAAGAUCGUUUCCUCCAAGCCCGAACAAAAUCGCAUCAUCGUUGCACCUGCAUCUGCCGGGGAGCCCGAGAAGGCCCCGGCUGCUGCUGCCCUGAACUCGAUCGAUGAGAAGAUUCGCGACGUGAACGAUGUCGAAUUGGGAACUAUCAUGAACGCCAAGGUGACCUCUGUGAAGGCUACUCAGCUGAACGUCAAGGUUGCCGACAACAUUCAAGGACGUAUCGAUGUUUCACAAUUUUUCGACAGCUUCGAAGACAUCACCGACCGAAAGACGCCUUUGAAGAAGGUCCGAAACGAUGAAAUCAUCCGUGUUCGUGCCAUCGGCAUUCACGACUCCAAGAACUACCGCUUCCUCCCUUUCUCGCAUCGCUCAACACACUCCCUUAUCGAACUUACCGCCAAGAAGAGUGACCUCGAGGCUGACGAGGUUGAGCUUCUCUCAUACGAGAAGGUCAAGGUUGGCGCCUCAUACCCGGCCUUCGUCAACAACCACGGCAAGAACUGUCUGUGGGUUAACCUGUCCCCUACCGUCCGUGGAAGAAUUGGCAUUAUGGAGGUUUCCGACGACUUGUCUCACGCCGGCAACCUUGAGAAGUACUUCCCUAUCGGAUCAGCCCUCAAGGUCCGUGUUUUGUCUGUAGAUGCUGAGAAGGGCCACCUGGAUUUGUCCUCUCGUUCGACCACGGCUGUCAGCGAAGUCACUUGGGACUCUCUCAAGAAGAACACGGUCCUUCCCGGAAGAGUCACCAAGGUCAACGACCGCCAGCUGAUGGUCAAGCUCAGCGAUACCGUUUCCGGCCCCGUUCACCUGGUCGAUCUGUGCGAUGACUACGAGGAGGCAAACACGCUCAAGCUCAACAAGGGCGCCAUCAUCAGAGUCGCCGUUGUUGAGGUUGACAAGAGCAACAAGAGACUCAGAUUGUCUACCCGUCCUUCCCGUAUCCUCAGCUCGACUUCACCCGUUGCCGACCGCGAGAUCACCUCUGCACACCAGCUGUCCUCUGGUGAUAUUGUUCGGGGUUUCGUCAAGAAUGUCGCCGACAAGGGCGUUUUCGUCCAGCUCGGAGGCAACGUUUCCGCCCUGGUGAAGAUUGCCAACCUGUCAGACCGUUACAUCAAGGACUGGAGGGGAAGCUUCCAGAUUGACCAACUUGUCAAGGGUCGUGUGAUCAACGUUGACGCUGCCGCUAACCAGGUUGAGCUGAAUCUCAAGGCUUCCGUCGUCGAAAACGACUACACUCCUCCCAUCUCAUGGAAGGACGUGAAGGAGGGUCAGAUUGUGACCGGCAAGGUUCGCAAGGUUGAGGAGUUUGGCGCUUUCAUUGUGGUGGACAACUCAACCAACGUCAGUGGACUGUGCCAUCGCAGUGAGAUGGCUGAGAAGCCUGUUGAGGAUGCCCGCAAGCUUUACAACGAGGGUGAUGUCGUCAAGGCCAAGGUUAUCGCCAUCGACGACGAGAAGAGACGCAUUACCUUCAGCUUGAAGCCCAGCCACUUCGAUGAGGACAGUGAUAUGGACGACGUUGAUGGAGGUGCCGAACUCGACAGCGACGAUGACUCGGAUGUGGAGAUGGGUGAUGGCGUCCAAUUCACCAUCAGCGGAACGGACAACGUGGACGACUCCGACGACGACGAGGAAGAGGAGGAGUCAGAUGCCGAAGACAGCGACGUGGAGAUGGAGGAGACGUCCGCGAAGAAGAAGGGAUUGAGCGCCGGCAAGUACGACUGGACAGGCGAUGCGUUCGACGAGUCAGACAACGAGUCAGGCAAAGCAAAGAAGUCAAGCACCGCCGACAAGAAGGAGAAGAAGAAGGGCGAGAUCCAGGUGGAUCGUACCGCGGAUCUUGACGCCCACGGGCCCCAAACCGCGACCGAUUACGAGCGUCUCCUCUUGGGUCAGCCCGACUCGUCUCAGCUCUGGAUCGAGUACAUGGCUUUGCAGAUGAAGGUUAGCGAGCUGUCCAAGGCUCGUGAGAUCGCCGAGCGCGCCAUCAAGACCAUCAACAUCCGCGAGCAGGAGGAGAAGCUGAACGUCUGGAUUGCCUACCUCAACUUGGAAGUUGCCUACGGCACAAAGGCUUCCACGGAAGAGGUCUUCAAGCGCGCCUGCCUGUACAACGAUGAGAAGGAAGUCCACGAGCGUCUGGCCAGUAUCUACAUCCAGUCCGGCAAGCUCAAGCAAGCGGAUGAUGUCUUCCAGUCCCUCGUCAACAAGUUCAAGUCCAAGUCGCCCGACGUCUGGGUCAACUACGCACACUUCCUCCACGUGACGAUGAACGAGCCCGACAGGGCGCGCGCUCUCCUUCCCCGCGCGACACAGGCCCUCGACCAGAAGCACACCGCACAGCUGAUGGCCAGAUUCGCCGCCCUCGAGUUCAAGUCGCCCAACGGCGACGCCGAGCGCGGCCGCACCACGUUCGCGACCAUCUUGGCGACAUGGCCGAAGCGGUUCGACUUCCACAGCCAGCUCGUCGACCUCGAGCUCUCGGCCCCGGAACCGGACGCUGCGGCGAUCAGGGACGCCUUCGAGAUGGGCACCAAGGCCAAGGGCCUCAAGCCCAAGAAGGCCAUGAAGUGGUUCAAGCGGUGGGCCGACUGGGAGGAGAAGCUCGACCCGAAGGGCCGGGACAAGGUGAUGGCCAAGGCGCAGGAGUGGGUGGCUGCCAAGAAGGCGGCGGCGGCUGCUUCUGCUGCUGCCGAGGAGGAGGAAGACGACGAGUAA
Molecule: messenger RNA, 5313 nt
Organism: Colletotrichum karsti
Lineage: Eukaryota; Fungi; Ascomycota; Sordariomycetes; Glomerellales; Glomerellaceae
Product: rRNA biogenesis protein
Exons: 3
Coding region: 1-5313 (1770 amino acids)
Biological process (GO): rRNA processing
Cellular component (GO): nucleolus; small-subunit processome
Molecular function (GO): protein binding; RNA binding
Source: RefSeq, a predicted model, not a curated record